UGAGCCCUCGCCCCUCCCUCGGGCAGUCACCUGGGCACCCGCGCUACAGGUGCCGGGGCCUCGAUCUUGCGGAGCCGGCGGCCAUCGAUCUUCGGGUGGCCUCGAGGCGGUGGCAGGGCCGCCUCCUGCAGUCCGGAGGCGAGCGCACGAACCCGGCCUCCGGAGGAAGGUUCAGCUGGGAGAAACCGCUCCCGCUUGGUGCUACACUUGCGCAAAAUGAUUCUGAGCUUACUCACAUGGCAUUUUGGUAUAGCAAAAUGAAAUGCAAGGAACCAAAAAUAACAUAAUUGAAGGCAGUAAACCUGAAGUUAAAUAGAAAGAUCAUCAGUCCAGGAAGACCUACUGGAGAGGAUGGAAAAUAAAGGAAGCCAUGUUUUAUGUGCAUUUCAGCAGGUCUUCUUGAAAUUUAACUGAAAAUAUGACUGCUCUCUCUUCAGAGAACUGCUCUUUUCAGUACCAGUUACAUCAAACAAACCAGCCCCUAGAUAUCAACUGUCUGCUAUUCUUGAUCAUACUUGGGAAAAUAUUAUUAAAUAUUCUCACACUAGUAAUGAGAAGAAAAAACACCUGUCAAAAUUUUAUGGAAUAUUUUUGCAUUUCACUAGCAUUCGUUGAUUUUUUACUUUUGGUAAACAUUUCCAUUUUAUUGUAUUUCAGGGAUUUCAUACUUUUAAGCAUUAGAUUUACUAAAUACCACAUCUGUCUAUUUACUGAAAUUAUUUCCUUAACUUAUGGCUUUUUGCAUUAUCCAGUUUUCCUGAUAGCUUGUAUAGAUUAUUGCCUGAGUUUCUCUAAAACAACCAAGCUUUCAUUUAAGUGUCAAAAAUUGUUUUAUUUCUUUACAGUAAUUUUAAUUUGGAUUUCAGUCCUUGCUUAUGUUUUGGGAGAUCCAACCAUCUACCAAAGCCUGAAGCCACAGAAUGCUUAUUCUCAUCACUGUCCUUUCUAUGUCAGCAUUCAGAGUUACUGGAUAUCAUUUUUCAUGGUGAUGAUUUUACUUGUAGCUUUCAUAACCUCUUGGGAAGAAGUUACUACUUUGGUACAGGCUGUUAAGAUAACUUCCUAUAUGAACGAAACUAUCUUAUAUUUUCCUUUUUCAUCCCACUCCAGUUAUACUGUGAGAUAUAAAAAAAUAUUCUUAUCCAAGCUCACUGUCUGUUUUCUCGGUACCUGGUUACCAUUUGUACUACUUCAGGUAAUCAUUCUUUUAUUUAAAGCACAGAUUCCAGCAUAUAUUGAGAUGAAUAUACCCUGGUUGUACUUUGUUAACAGUUUUCUCAUUGCUACAGUGUAUUGGUUUAAUUGUCACAAACUUAAUUUAAGAGACAUCGAGUUACCUUUGGACCCAUUUGUCAACUGGAAGUGCUGCUUCAUUCCACUUACAAUUCCUAAUUUUGAGCAAACUGAAAAACCUCUAUCAAUAGUGACUUGUUAAUAUUAUGAAGUAAAAGUUACAGCUAUAACAAGGUCAUAAUUUUACAAACAGAACUCAGGACUUACUAAAAAAUAAACUCAACUAAA
Molecule: messenger RNA, 1521 nt
Organism: Saimiri boliviensis boliviensis (Bolivian squirrel monkey)
Lineage: Eukaryota; Metazoa; Chordata; Mammalia; Primates; Cebidae
Gene: GPR160
Product: G protein-coupled receptor 160
Cellular component (GO): plasma membrane; signaling receptor complex
Source: RefSeq, a predicted model, not a curated record